Messenger RNA from Microtus oregoni (creeping vole), 1373 nucleotides. It is a transcript of the gene Ptms, whose product is annotated as parathymosin. The record is from RefSeq and is a predicted model, not a curated record. The transcript has 6 exons. Gene Ontology annotation, cellular component: nucleus. Gene Ontology annotation, biological process: negative regulation of apoptotic process; positive regulation of transcription by RNA polymerase II. Gene Ontology annotation, molecular function: histone binding. The coding region runs from base 1 to 876 and encodes 291 amino acids. NCBI's taxonomy places the organism in Eukaryota, Metazoa, Chordata, Mammalia, Rodentia, Cricetidae.
AUGGAAAUAGGGAAACCGAGCCGUCAGUCUCUCCAAUGCCCCCUCCCGGUCUUGUCCUUCCUCCCGCCCCGCUCGCUCUCCCGCCCUUCGCUUUCAUCCUCCUAUCCCCACCUCUCCACCCUCCUCUUUCAUCCCCCUCCCCUCUCCUCUCCUCCCCGCUCCCGCCUGCCCCACCCCUGGGAAGCCCCUCCCGUCGGGCAGCGCCGCCUUAAAAGCGGGUUCCCUUGCCGGGGGCGGCAGCGGCUGGUCGGCGGCAGCUCUGCUGGUGCGGGGGCGGCUAGCAAGACCGAGCGACCGCGACCGGAGCGCGCCGGCCACCGCCCGCAUCACCCUCCCGCCCGCCCUCCGGACGGCUGCAGCUCUGCGGGUCUAGCUCGGGACCUACCCCCGCCCCACCCCGCGCGCCUCUGCCGCCUCUUGCAGCGAGCCUGCUUGCCGAGCGGCCGUCGCUGCCACUGUCGCCGUCGCCACCGCGCCAAGUUCCGGCCGCGGCCACCCUCCGCCGUCCAGGGCCCCUCCGCCUCGGCCCCGGGAUCCCGGCUCCCCGCCAGCCCCGGCCCCGGCACCAUGUCGGAGAAGAGCGUGGAGGCAGCGGCCGAGCUGAGCGCCAAGGACCUGAAGGAAAAGAAGGAGAAAGUGGAGGAGAAAGCUGGCCGGAAAGAACGGAAGAAAGAAGUAGUGGAGGAGGAGGAGAAUGGAGCUGAGGAGGAAGAAGAAGAAACUGCUGAGGAUGGAGAAGAUGAUGAUGAAGGAGAUGAAGAAGAUGAGGAAGAAGAAGAGGAGGAGGAUGAAGGCCCAGUGCGAAAGAGAACUGCUGAAGAGGAGGAUGAAGCAGAUCCCAAGAGGCAGAAGACAGAAAAUGGGGCGUCGGCAUGAGCCCCUGCCUGUGGGCUUGGGGAUGGGAGGCCCCUCAGGUCCUGGAGGUGGGGCAGGAACACACACAUACAGGCCCCCUUCUCCUGGCUCCCUGCUCUGGCCCUGCCCCAGAGCUGUGACCCUUGUCCUUCCACCCAGCCUCAUUUCCAUCUCUCCAGACACUGCUCCUCCACCCUCACUGCCAUAGGUCCAGCUCCUGAUCCGCCUCACCUGAGCUCCCCAGCCGGCCCUCACUUGCUCCCUUGCAUUCCUGGUUCUUCCCUGCCUCCCUCACCAGCCCAUCUGUCCCAGCCCCUUGCAAAGCCUGUCCUUACCCUCUGCACCCCCAGCCUCUCAACCUGCCCUUCUCUCUCCUGCCUGAUCCCUGGGUCUCCCUCAGAUUCCCUCUCAGACAGCGCCAGGCCGGGGUGGGGCCGGGGUUGGGGUCAAGCCCCGAAGCUGCCCCCCUCCCCUUUUUGUAUAAUUUAAUAAAGAAACGGUCGCGCUUCUGUUUUUAA